Molecule: messenger RNA, 399 nt
Organism: Rangifer tarandus platyrhynchus (Svalbard reindeer)
Lineage: Eukaryota; Metazoa; Chordata; Mammalia; Artiodactyla; Cervidae
Source: the annotation of a GenBank genome assembly
AUGGGUUUCCCUGUUGGGGAAGAAGCCAUCCCCUUGUUCCGCUCCCUGUCCUUCCAAGCACCAGCCACCUUUGACUCAGCACCUGUUCCCGGAGGCAAAGUAUGGGCUGAUGUGACAGAAAGGCCAGAGAAUGUGCAGCUCGAGGACCAGGCUUUGUCCGAGCUUUCCCUUUCGGGGCCAGGGACAGAAGAAAGCACGGAUCCAAGCAGCACAGCUGAUCUGCCCUCUUCCUGGUCCCAGAGAAGUGGGCUGCAACGAAGUAAGCCAGUCUCCAGGUUUUUGGCCAUGCCCCAUGACAUGUGGGAUCUUAGUCCCCCAACCAGGGAGCAGACCCUCGCCCCCUGCAGUGGAAUCGAAGACUCUGAACUGCUGAACUACCUGGGAAGUCCCCCAGACUGA